Messenger RNA from Phyllotreta striolata, 999 nucleotides. The record is from the annotation of a GenBank genome assembly. NCBI's taxonomy places the organism in Eukaryota, Metazoa, Arthropoda, Insecta, Coleoptera, Chrysomelidae.
AUGGCCGUCACCUCGAAGAACCUCUUCCGGGUGGUCACCGAGCCCUGCCCGGUCACCUCCAACAAAGUCACCGUCGUCGGCACCGGCCAGGUCGGAAUGGCCACCAUCUUCAGCCUGCUAGCCCAGGGCGUAUCGAACGAUAUCUGCAUGAUCGAUAUGGUAGAGGACAAACUGCAGGGCGAAUUGAUGGACCUCCAGCACGGUUCGCUGUUUUUGAACAACCCCAAAAUAACGGCGAGCAAAGAAUUCAAAACGACCGCCGGCUCGAAGCUGUGCAUCGUGACGGCGGGCGUCCGCCAAAAAGAGGGCGAAAGCCGCCUGAAGCUAGUCCAACGCAACGCCGACGUGUUCAAGAACAUCAUACCGAACCUGGUGCAGUACUCGCCCAACACCAUCCUGAUGAUCGUCAGCAAUCCCUGCGACAUCCUCACGUACGUCGCCUGGAAGCUGAGCGGCCUGCCCGAGAACCGCGUCCUCGGCUCCGGCACCAACCUCGACUCGUCCCGCUUCCGCUUCCUCAUCUCCAAGAAGCUCGGCACCAGCACCAGCAGCGUGCACGGCUGGAUCAUCGGCGAGCACGGCGACAGCAGCGUGCCGGUGUGGUCGGGAGUGAACGUGGCCGGCGUCCGGCUGAAGGACAUCUCACCGAAAUUGGGCACCGACGACGAUCCGGAGUGCUGGAAGGUGAUCCACCGGGACGUGGUGCAAUCGGCCUACGAGAUCAUCAAGCUGAAGGGCUUCACCAAUUGGGCGAUCGGUUUGAGCGCCGCCGCUUUGGCCAAUACGAUACUCACCAAUCAGCACAACGUGCACGCCGUGUCCGUUUUAGUCAAGGGCAUGCACAACCUGGACCAGGAGGUGUUCCUGUCGCUGCCGGCCGUGCUGGGCAGCAACGGCGUGGAGAAGGUGGUGCUGCAGAAACUGGCCUCGAACGAACGGUGCGCGCUCAAGUUUACGGCGGCCAUGUUGGAGGAGAUUCAAGGAGGCAUCAAAAUUUGA